Molecule: messenger RNA, 813 nt
Organism: Chenopodium quinoa (quinoa)
Lineage: Eukaryota; Viridiplantae; Streptophyta; Magnoliopsida; Caryophyllales; Amaranthaceae
Exons: 3
Coding region: 165-569 (134 amino acids)
Source: RefSeq, a predicted model, not a curated record
GGUGGAAGUGAGGUGGAACGAAGUUUCAUCUGGAAAUUGUACUUCUAUAAGAAAGAGAGAACAAAAAACCUAUCUCCUUCCUAUCAAUUCAGAGAUUAGAGAUUAAUUUAGAAAAAAAAAAAAAAAGGAUUAGUGAUUAAUUAAGCAGGAGAGCAAAGUUGGUUAUGGAAGGAAAAGAAACCAAGAGCUGCUGCCCACCUGGUAGUGGCAAAUCUUGUGGGCCUAGUAAUGUUCCCUCGAAUGACAAAGCAUACUGCAAGUGUGGACCAGGGUGGACUUGUGUGAUUCGAAAAAUCGAGGAACCUCAAACCGAUGUCAAGCCUUUCUACAAAUGUGUCGAAGGAAGCUGUAUUUGCAUAACGGAUGAUUCGAAAAAAGAGGGGUCAUCAGGAGGAAAACAAGUAGUAGAGACUGCAGGGGCAUUUUGCUAUUGCGGCGAAGGGUAUGCAUGCACCAUCACAAAAACUGAAGGCCCUGAUGCAGGUAAAGUGUUUUUCGAGUGUGGCAAUGGCUGCGCGUGUGAAGUUCCUGCUUCCGGAUCUGAAGCUGUUAUUCUCAAGGAUGCCUGAAUGUUGUCUAAUUAGGAUGUUUAAUUUGGAGGAGUUUAUUUGCACCACAAUAAUUUUAUGUCUGUAGUUUAAUUAUGUUGUUUUAGACUUUUAGUGUUCCAUGAAGCUGUACGCUUGUACUAGUAAAUCGUUGCUGUCAAUACACUGUGAAUCUUGUACUUGUGGACAGAAAGACUUGCUGUUAUAUAAAACUCCUCAGAGUCCUACAUCGUCGUUAAAACUUUAAACAAGUGGCUUAUAUGAA